UUACCCUUGCCUUGUGCCCCUCUGUUUAGUAGUCACAACAUUCAAAUCGAAUGGACGAUAACGACGAAAUGGAAGCACCGGCGGUGGUGGUCGAUCAUCUGCCGGUUUUUCCUCACCAGAAGGAACCUUUAUCCAUGCUCUUGGUUGAGUAACAUUCGGUUUGAUCAGACGAGCUCGAGCUUCAGCCUGAGCUCGUGCCCGUUCCAUUAUUCGUUCUUGCUCCCUUCGGAGCAUUUCCUCGUGACGCUGUCGUUCCAGCUCUUCAAACGACAGCCUCCUUGAGUCAGGCCUCUGAUCUUCCGUUCUUUGCUGUACAGCUGUCUCAGAGAAGACUGGACGCGCUGGCACUGCGACCGAAGUCGAUGCGGUGGUGGUGGUGGUGGUGGUGGAGGUGGUGGUUGUGGUGGUCGAAGAGGAUGUGGCUCCCAUUCUCCUCGCUUCGAACGCUCUCAAGUGUUCUUGAUAUCUAUCAUAAUGUUCCUGGAUCCGACGACGGCGUUCUUCCUCCAUUUGACGUCGUAGCUCAUAUGGAUCCGGUUGAGGUGGCAGCGGAGGUACAGGAGGCGGUUGUGGAGGUUGCUCCUGCCGUGUUGCCGGAUAUUCUGGACGUCGCACAGGCUGAAGGGCUGGGUACUCCGGUCUCGGCUGUUCCAGCUGCCUCAUUGAAUGCUGCGGUCGAACAGAAUCUGGCUGUUCUGCUGGAUAUUCGCGUCUCCAUGGUGGGAAAGUUGUCGUUACCACUGCAGGUCUCGGCGUUGUCGUUGUUGUUGUUGUUGUCGUGGUUGUCGGGUGAUGAUGGGGAAGUGGUGGAUACAAAUCAUCGUCUUCUGACGAUCCGUCACUAUCAUACUUAUUCAGAUAGUCCCUGA
Molecule: messenger RNA, 869 nt
Organism: Haemonchus placei
Lineage: Eukaryota; Metazoa; Nematoda; Chromadorea; Rhabditida; Trichostrongylidae
Source: the annotation of a GenBank genome assembly